This is a messenger RNA of Drosophila serrata, 3102 nucleotides long. It is a transcript of the gene Ttc7, whose product is annotated as tetratricopeptide repeat domain 7. The record is from RefSeq and is a predicted model, not a curated record. Gene Ontology annotation, molecular function: protein binding. Gene Ontology annotation, cellular component: plasma membrane. Gene Ontology annotation, biological process: phosphatidylinositol phosphate biosynthetic process; protein localization to plasma membrane. Lineage: Eukaryota; Metazoa; Arthropoda; Insecta; Diptera; Drosophilidae.
UUCUUAUUGAUACUAUCUGGCAACACUGUUUAGACGAAAGAAGAGUAAAAACACGAAAAACUUCAAUGUUUAUGAGCUAAUUCAAUUAGCAUCGAAAUAUGCUAUAAGCAAGAAGGAGCGGAACCAGACCACACUGAAGCUUAUAUAGCCGGAAGAGAGCUCCAUUAGCACCGCACCCAACCAGUUUCCUGGCCUGGACGGACGAACGGAUGGCCAACAGGAACAUGCGUAACACCACUAAAGUGGAGGCUCUAAUCGAGAGCUGCCGUAGCGAGGGCAAGUGGCAGCGCGUCAUCGAGUUGACGGAUGAACUAAAGACGGGCUCGCCGCACAACGAAUGCCUGGCCAACUUUCUGGUGGGCGAGGCCCGGUUGGAGAAUUACUUAGAGGAGAACGCGCUGGUGGCCGCCGACUCAACAUUCGGGCGGGCCAAGUCUGGUUUGGGAGAGGCCCGGCGCUACCUUAACUUGGCGCUGGGCGAGAGCGGCCAGAAGGCAGGCAUCGCUCUGGACGCCUAUCUGCUGCUGGCCAAGCUAUGCUUCGCCUGCGGUGAGUAUGAGCAGAGCCUGGAGAACUUUGUAAAGGCGGAGCUGAACACUCUAGCCGAAAAGGAGCUGACCCUGCGGAGCCUCAAGAUCCUGGCCGAGUCGUAUGCAAUUAAGGGUCUGUGUCUGGAGCAGCAGACAUCGUCGAAGCCGUCAUCCAAGUUCAAGAAGGCGGAAAAAGACACUGAAAUGAUAAGCUGCUUCGAGCGCGCCUCCGAUCUGGGUUUGCUAUACCUGCAGGAAUAUGAUAUUGUGAGUGGCAACAGCUCCUCCAACAACUCAACGGCUGGUUCCACGCUUAACGUCAACGCCUCUAGUGUGCAGCCCUCCAGCAGCAGUUUCGCAAUCAGCAGCACCAUUCCGGCGAGCGGCCCCAGCGGCUUGGAGGUAAACCGGCGCAUGGGUGCCAUCCUCGAGACUGCUCUGCAGCGGGCGCCCAUUGUGUUGAUUAAAACCGAAAAGCUGCAGGAGGCUGUCGAACGAUAUCGUAUUAUGCUGAACGCCAUUGAGACGCGGGCGACCCAAUCACUACGCCUUACUCUCGCCCGUCAACUCGCCGAGGUUUUGCUAAGGGGAGUGUCUGGUACUAUUUAUGCCCCGCCCUUCGCAGGAAAGUCCGGAGGCGGGACGCUGCGCGGAGGAUCGUCAAAGAAGCUGUGGAAGCCGCGAAAGUACGCGGCCCGCCAACAAUUCAAUCCGCGCAAUCAGCAGGAGGAGGUCAUUCUGCUGUUGCUCAUAGCGGAGGCUCUAGCUGUCAGGGAUACAGUUCUUUCACAGAGUCCGGAGUUCAAGCAGGCUCGACAGCACGCCAUGGGCAAUGUGACGGCCGUCUACGAUCUCCUUACCUUGGCUACCGUACGCUGGGGCCUCGUCCAACUCCUAAACGAGUCCUUUGAGAAGGCGCUCAAGUUCAGCUUCGGAGAGCAGCACGUGUGGCGUCAAUACGGAUUGAGCCUGAUGGCCGCCGAGAAGCACUCGCAAGCCUUAAGAGUCCUGCAGGAGUCCAUGAAGCUGACCCCGAGCGACCCGCUACCCUGCUUGUUGGCCUCUCGUCUUUGCUACGAGAGCCUAGAGACGGUCAAGCAGGGCCUAGAUUACGCGCACCAGGCGCUCAAGCGGGAAGUGAAAGGUCUUCGGCCAUCGCGUAGCCAGCUCUUCGUGGGUAUUGGACACCAGCAACUGGCCAUUCAGUCGAAUUUGAAAAGCGAGCGCGAUGCUUGCCACAAGCUGGCCCUGGAGGCCCUUGAGCGGGCCGUGCAGCAAGAUGGUAACGAUCAUCUGGCCGAGUACUAUUUGUCGCUGCAGUACGCACUUCUGGGACAGCUUACUGAGGCGCUGGCUCACAUACGCUUUGCCUUGGCGCUGCGAAUGGAGCACGCUCCAUGCCUGCACUUGUUCGCCUUGCUGCUGACCGCAUCCAGGCGUCCGCGAGAGGCCUUGGGUGUGGUGGAUGAUGCCUUGCACGAGUUCCCCGACAACCUGCAGCUGCUGCACGUCAAAGCACACUUGCAGUUGCAUUUAGAGGAUGCGGAAACAGCGCUGGCCACAGUGCAGCACAUGUUGGCCGUGUGGAGGGACGUAUAUGAGGCGCAGCUAGCGGGUGAGGAGGAGAAGCAUUCCGACACCAAGAGCGGCGUUCAUCUGGCUCACUCGUCGCAGAUGUCCGACAAGGAUUCAAAUUCCGUGUAUGCCGCAUCCCUGGCAGCAGUUUCGCGCGUCGAACAAGCUCUGAGUGAAGCGGCCAGCUCUCUAAGCUCGUUCACCCAGCGUCCUGGACCACGACGACCUUGGAUGCUUCAGAUUGAGAUCUGGCUGCUUUUGGCUGAUGUGUAUAUGCGUAUUGAUCAGCCCAAUGAGGCACUCAACUGCAUACAUGAAGCUUCCCAGAUAUAUCCCCUCUCGCAUCAAAUUAUGUUUAUGCGCGGCCAGAUACAUGUAUACUUGGAGCAAUGGCUAGACGCCAAGCAAUGCUUCCUUAAUGCUGUCGCCGCUAAUCCCAAUCAUAUUGAAGCCUUGAGGGCUCUUGGCGAGACUCAUUUGAUCUUGGGGGAGCCCCGUCUGGCUGAGAAAAUGUUAAAGGAUGCAGCCAAGUUGGAUCCAAGUUGCCCAAAAAUUUGGUUUGCUUUGGGCAAAGUAAUGGAGAUCCUGGGUGAUUUCCAUGCAUCGGCCGACUGCUUUGCCACAUCGUUGCAGCUGGAGCCGUCGUGUCCGGUGCUUCCGUUUACCUCGAUACCGUUGGUUUUUGAAUAGAAGGCUUUUGAGCUGUUCCCCUUUUUGAUCCGUUUGCAGCCAGAUAUUCAACCUCAACUAACCUCACACAGUGAACAGCAAUAUUACUUAUUAUACAUUAAACUCUCCAUGUAUACCAUGUUAUUGUCGUAACUUUUGUUAUUAUUAUUUGUUGUGCAGUUGCAGUAUUAGAAUAACUCGCGGGUAUUGUAAAUUAUUAGGUAGAAAUGUUCAAGUUGGAUGUAUAUACAUAUAACAACAAUAUAGUAAAAAUGUGGAUCUUCCCCAAUCGUCCCAAAAAAGGAAAAACAACCUUUUCAAAUGUAAA